AUGCUCGAGAUGCUUGAGUAUAGUCAUUACCAGGUGCAAAGUCACUUGGAGAACCCCACUAAGUACCACAUCCAGCAGGCCCAGAGGCAGCAGGUUAAGCAAUACCUCUCCAGCACUUUGGGAGCCAAACUGGGUGGCCCAGCCGGCAGUGUGUCCUGCCCCAACCAGCCUCCGGAACACAGCAUGCCCCCUGGCCCAGUCACCAGUGCCCCCAACAGCCCUAUGGCCCUGCUCACCCUCAGCUCCAACUGCGAGAAGGAGAUGGAUGAUGUAAUUGAAGACAUAAUUAGCUUGGAAUCAAGUUACAGCGAUGAUAUUCUUGGACUUAUGGAUGCAGGACUUCAAAUGACCAAUUCGAUUCCUGUCUCUGCAAACCUCCUGGACAUGUACAAUAACCACACACUCCCUCCACCUGGAGUCGCUAUGGGCAACCCCUGUCCCUCCAGCCUGCCCAGUGUCAAAAGGGAAUAUUCAGUUACCCCACCUCCUGCCAUGAUGCACGUUAUGGACAAGCCAGGACCAUGUGGCAAAUCUGAAAAUUAUCAAAGACAGGAAGGCUGUCCAGUAGAGGCUGAGGUCAGAGCUCUAGCAAAGGAGAGACAAAAGAAGGACAAUCACAACUUGAUUGAACGAAGAAGACGGUUUAACAUCAACGAUCGCAUCAAAGAGCUCGGUACUUUAAUUCCCAAGUCAAACGACCCGGACAUGAGGUGGAAUAAGGGGACGAUUCUGAAAGCCUCUGUGGACUACAUCAGAAAACUGCAGAGGGAACAGCAGAGAGCCAAAGAACUAGAGAACAGACAGAAGAGACUGGAGCAUGCUAACCGACAUCUGCUGUUACGCGUACAGGAACUGGAGAUGCAGGCCCGUGCCCAUGGACUAGCAGUGGUAGGAUCUUCCUCUCUCUGUUCGUCAGAGCUGAUGGCCAGGGCUAUCAAACAGGAGCCCCUCAUGGGAGACUGCUCCUCUGAACUGUACUCUCACCAGCACCUGCCUAGCCCUGACCUCUCCCGGCCCACCACCCUGGACCUUAACGAUGGCACCAUCAGCUACAACGACAGCCCCUCAGAGGCAGGAGACCCAGGGGUUUACGGUAGUCCCUCCAAAACCUCCUCCACCAAGCUAGAGGACAUGCUCAUGGAAAACACCUUGUCGCAGGUAGCAAGCGGCGACCCCAUGCUCUCCUCUGUCUCCCCCGGUGCCUCCAACACCAGUAGCCGCCGAAGCAGCACCAGCAUGGAUGAGAACGAGAAAGGCUGUUAG
Chanos chanos (milkfish) is the source of this 1263-nucleotide messenger RNA. It is a transcript of the gene mitfa, whose product is annotated as melanocyte inducing transcription factor a. Gene Ontology annotation, cellular component: nucleus. The transcript has 9 exons. Gene Ontology annotation, molecular function: DNA-binding transcription factor activity, RNA polymerase II-specific; protein dimerization activity; RNA polymerase II cis-regulatory region sequence-specific DNA binding. The coding region runs from base 1 to 1263 and encodes 420 amino acids. NCBI's taxonomy places the organism in Eukaryota, Metazoa, Chordata, Actinopteri, Gonorynchiformes, Chanidae. The record is from RefSeq and is a predicted model, not a curated record. Gene Ontology annotation, biological process: melanocyte differentiation; regulation of transcription by RNA polymerase II.